CUCUCAACCCUCACUCAUGUCUCACAAUCAAUGGAGCCGCUCAAGUACGGAGCCAUCGUUAAUAUCGUCACGCUCAUCGUCUUCUUUAACUAUCUCUGCAUCUCCAUCUACCUGAUUGUCCGCCAGGGCCUGGGUCGCAGCCUGCCAUGGAUCUGGCUCAUGGUGUUGGCGCUCUGCCGGCUCACGCAGGUUUCGCUCGAUUUGGCGGCCACGACAAUCUUUCCAGGUUAUAACGCGGCGAAUACCAGUCUUGAGAGUGGUGUUGCUAUUCUUACGACGAUGGGACUCACGCCGCUCUUCAUGGCGACAAACAGCUUGCUCAAUGCGACAACCAGACCAAAAGGACGGCGGAUGCAGUGGAUCCUGCUCAUGGUGCAUAUUCCGCUGAUUAUAUCCUUCAUCCUUAUUGUUGCCGGCGGUAUUGAUCCGGACUCCCGCGACGGCCCAACGUUUGCAGCGACCGGGGUAACCAAAGUUGGCGUUUCCCUAUACCUGGUGUGCUUUCUACUUCUAAUUUGGGCGACUACUGUUAUUUCGGCGCGCCUCUACCUAGCGGAUUCAGACGAAGUCAAAAUCCUUACGACGGUGGUCAUCAGUCUCCCUUUCUUCCUUGUCGACGUCGUCUAUAUAAUGUGUUUCGCGUUCGAGCGCUGGGGCGCUGAGGAGCGUUGGGAGCACAUGCGAUUCAACGUUAUUAGUGGCAGUGUGACGAUCCAGUUAUGCAUGCAGGUUGUCAUGGAAUACAUCAUUGUUGGACUCUACCUGGGCCUGGGCCUUGAGCUACCCAGCAAAGCUGCAAGAUUACGGGAGCAGGUUGAAGAUCGGAUAGGCCAGGCGAGGGGUCUUGAUUUCGAUCAGCUGCAAGAAACUGUGCUAUGGAAGUUACACGCAGCGGUAUCGAGGGUUGUUACUGCGAUGAUCAUGCCGGCCCUGCAAUUUGCCCACUGGAUGCUAGGAAAAAUACUACGUUCUUGAUGCGUGUCGCCCUUCGCAGUCUAGACAUUUCUUCACGUUGCAAGUCGCUGAAGUGCAUCUCGCGAUGAGCUUGUAGUAUUAUCGGGAACUAAACGACACCCUAAGCCUCCUUGGCAACUCCUCACACACAUAAUCGGUUUCGGUUUAGGCUUAUUGAUGGCAUAUCAAACACGCUUCCGUCAGAGCCAAUGCUGCGCGUCGUACACUGCCUGGGCGAGAUCACCUAUGACCGACACGACAUAAGGCCACGAUGUUUCCACACGAUUAGAAAGGCCAGAGGAUAUUAUGGGGAGUGCGGGUUCAUACGCAACGAUCAUGCGAGGUAGUUGUAUGUAUGGGAAGUGGUUCAUUGGUGAAGUCGGGUAGGCUGAUGAGUGCUGAGCGGACGAAAUGAACACGGAGUCCAAAGUUUGGGGCGCUAGUAAACGGUAAGCGCUAAGAAAACCUAAGCUAUCAAUAUCUCAAUACACUAUUUAUCAUUGGCUUCCCA
Cucurbitaria berberidis CBS 394.84 is the source of this 1465-nucleotide messenger RNA. RefSeq lists its product as uncharacterized. Bases 31 to 975 code for a protein of 314 amino acids. The record is from RefSeq and is a predicted model, not a curated record. Lineage: Eukaryota; Fungi; Ascomycota; Dothideomycetes; Pleosporales; Cucurbitariaceae. The transcript has 2 exons.